AUGAGGUCCUCCCUGACACCUUUGGGGCCCUCUGUGAGCCGGGACCGUGUCAUCACCAGCUUCCCUAAGUGGUACACGCCCGCCGCCUGCCUGCAGCUCCGGGAGCACUUCCACGGGCAGGUCAGCGCCGCCUGCCAGCGCGGGAACACAGGGACCGUAGGGCUCAGACUCUCCAAGGUGGUGGUGGUCGGCGAUCUCUACGUGGGCAAGACCUGCCUCAUCCACAGGUUCUGCAAGAAUGUCUUCAACCAUGACUACAAGGCCACCAUUGGGGUGGACUUUGAGAUCGAGCGCUUUGAGGUCGCUGGGACCCCCUUCAGCCUCCAGAUCUGGGACACAGCAGGGCAGGAGAAGUUCAAGUGCAUCGCAUCUGCCUACUACCGGGGUGCCCAGGUGAUCAUCACAGCCUUUGACCUCACCGACGUGCAGACCCUGGAGCACGCCAGGCAAUGGCUGGAGGACGCGCUGAGGGAGAAUGAGCCGGGCGCCUGCUUUCUGUUCCUCGUGGGCACCAAGAAGGACCUGCUGUCAGGGGCCGCGUGCGAGCAGGCGGAGGCGGAGGCCGUGCGCCUGGCCAACGAGAUGCAGGCUGAAUACUGGUCUGUGUCAGCCAAGACCGGGGAGAACGUGAAGGCGUUUUUCAGCCGUGUGGCCGCCCUGGCCUUCGAGCGCUCAGUACUGCAGGACUUGGAGCGGAGGAGCAGCGCCCCGCUGCAGGUCGGCAGCGGGGACCUCAUCCGGAUGGAGGGACUCCCACCUGAGACCCCGGACAGCAGGAGGCCCUCCAGCCCGAGUUGCUGUUAG
Messenger RNA from Rangifer tarandus platyrhynchus (Svalbard reindeer), 804 nucleotides. The record is from the annotation of a GenBank genome assembly. NCBI's taxonomy places the organism in Eukaryota, Metazoa, Chordata, Mammalia, Artiodactyla, Cervidae.